AUGAGUCGCGCAGAAGUUGAUUUACAAACAAGCGUAAAGAAAGCUUGCAACACCGACGAAGUACCCCCGAAAAGAAAGCAUGUACGGGCUUGUAUAGUGUACACUUGGGACCACAAAAACUCUCGUGCAUUUUGGAAUGCAGUUAAGAUACAACCUUUGCAAAGCUCUGAAGUACAAUUGUUUAAAGCAUUGAUAAUGAUUCAUAAGGUUUUGCAAGAGGGGCAUCCAAAUACGCUCAAAGAUGCUUAUAGAAAUAGGGACUUCAUUGCAUCCUUAGCAACAGUAUUUUCGACCCACGGACUGGCUUACGGCAAGUUGAUCCACCAGUACGAUAGGUAUCUCUUGCAAAAACUAGACUUUCACCGCAACAAUCCAGGGUUCAACGGAACAUUUGAGUACGAGGAGUAUCUCUCUUUGAGAGCGGUGAGCGACCCAAACGAAGGCUAUGAAUCAAUUUUGCAGCUCAUGGAUCUUCAAGAUCUGAUUGACGAUUUGCAAAAGCUCGUAUUUGCCACGCUUCAUCUGAGCCAUAGCAACUUGUGUAAAGUGAGUGCUUUAGUCCCUUUGAUUUCUGAAUCCUAUGGUAUUUACAAAUUUUGCAUUUCCAUGCUAAGGGCAAUGUAUCAGCAAUUGGGCGCCGAUGAAGCGUUGACUGUUUUAUUUGAUCGAUUUGAGUCUCAACACUUUAUGCUUAGAGAUUUCUAUACUGACUGUUAUUCAAUCAAGUUUUUAACUAGUUUGAUAACUAUUCCACGUCUUCCAAAUAAUUCGCCUGACUUACAGAUCGCCGAUGAAGGCCAAUCCUUACCUAGACUUCGCUCGGCUACCGCCACUAGCGAAAACAGUGUAGCACAAUUGUCUCCACAGCCUACAACGGGCACCGAGACUCCUGUUCCAGCACCAGAGCCCCCCAAUGAGAAUCUAUACACUGCUCAGAAUAACUACUUGUAUCAGCAGCAGCAAGAGCAGGAAAGAAUUCAACAGCAGUUGGAGCUUCAGCGCCAACAACAACUUCAACAACAGCAACAGCAACAACAGCAAUUCGAACAACAACAACGCGACCAAGAACGGCGUUUUAUGGAGGAGCAACAGGCUCUCCAGAUGCAACAAACUCAACAACAACAAGGACGUGUGGCUGAGUUGGAACGUGAUUUGCUUUUGUUUAAAAACCAAUAUGACAAUGAUCAGCAGCUUUUACAACAGUACGAUUCAAGAGUGAAAAGCUUGGAAAAUGAGAUGGCAGCCUUCAACGAUACCGCGACGCAACAGGUUGCUUCUAAAAGCGAACAAAUUAAGAAUUUAGAAGAGCAAAUUGCCAAUUGGACCAAAAAAUACGAGUCCCUUGCAAAAUUGUAUUCUCAAUUGCGCCAGGAACAUUUAAACUUGUUAGCAAAGUUCAAGAAGAUACAGCAAAAGAUAAGCAGCGCACAAGAAUCGAUAAUGAAAAAGGAAAAACUUGAAAAAGAUUUGAAAGCCAAAAAUCUUGAGUUGGCAGACUUGAUCCGCGAGAGAGAUCGAGCAAGACUCGAACUAGACCGGGUGAAAGCAGGAAAGGACAAAGAAAUCGAGAAAUUAGAGGCAGAAGUUAGGGAGCUAAACGUAUCUGCAAAGGAGUCUGGAAAAUUACAAAACUUGAAUUUAAGUGCAUUAAUGGCCAAGCAUGAGGAGGAGAUAAAAAAUUUAAAGUCAAAACUUGACGAUAGAAAUGCACAGCUUGAAAAUUUGGGAGAUUUUGAUUCCUUGCAAGCAAAAUUGAGAGAUAAAGAUACUGAAUUAGAAAUUGCAAAUCAAUCUCUUGAAGCAGCCUACUCAGAGCUCAGUCGUUUCAAAGAAGAUCAGGAUGAUAUCGUUAAUGCGGAAAUUGAUCACAUUAUCAUGGAGCAUCUUUCCAGAUUUAAAAGUUUAAUAGAUUUGAUUUUAGACAGCAAUAUUAAACGAAUCUUGGAUUCGAAACAUGAAUUAUCAUUGAUGGACAUACAUGCGGGAAAUCAAAGUACCUCACCAGAACACUUGUUAUCCCUAAUUGAACUUUGUUCUGAUUUUGCAACCGAUUUUGCAUCCACUUUCAAUGAAUACAUUGCCGAGAGUAAUAACCAGGACGAGGAAACAUUUUCUGAUAUUAUCUUGACGAGUUCCUCCUUGGCAACAUCCUUGAGCGACUUAUCAGUAAAUGUAAAAAGUCUUGCUAAAAAUUUUUCCAAUGUGGAAGAAGAGAAGAUUUUGAAACUGACAUUGGAUGUGUUGGACGACGCAGAGAACUACUAUCAAGGCUUAAAAUCCGAUAAAUUAGAGAAACUCAAAACUGAAGAGGAAAAGAUAGAUUCCAUCAUUGAUGCCAACCUUGAGUUACAGACUUCAUUGAAAAUGUUAGGUGGCUUGUUAGAUUCGUUCAAGAGCUCUAGAGGAAUAAAAAUAGAAGGAAAUUUAGAAGAUUUCUUGAACAACGAAAUGGACCAAACCGUGAAAGCAGUUACAUUAGCAUCUCAAUUUUUGACAGAUUUAUUAAAAGAUCCUAGUAUUUAUGGAGGCAAUGUCAAUGUACAUGAGGCCUUGUUGUCUUCUGCGAAAGAUGUCACAGAUGCUGUUGGUCGUUUGAUCAAAGCCUCAGUUGAAUCACAACGUGAAAUUGUUGAAAGGGGCAAAGGAAGUCAGCCCAUAACGGAGUUUUACAAAAAGAACAACAGAUGGACGGAAGGAUUGAUUAGUGCUGCUAAAGCAAUAGCGGGGGCAACCAACAUUUUGAUUCAUACUUCUGAUGGUGUAUUACGUCAAAAAAAUUCACAUGAGGAGUUAAUAGUUGCCUCAAAUGAGGUUGCUGCCUCAACUGCCCAAUUAGUAGCUGCGUCCAGAGUCAAAGCUAAUUUUGUUUCGAAGAAUCAAGACAAUUUGGAAGACGCUUCAAAAGAUGUUACCCGUGCUUGCAAAUCACUCGUUGGAAGCGUUCAACACUUAUUAACUAAAGAUGAACAACAUGGGGAAAACAUCGAUCUCAGCAAAUUAACGCCAUACGAAGGAAAGACAUUAGAAAUGGAACAACAGGUGGAGAUAUUGAAAUUGGAAAAUAAAUUACUCUAUGCAAGAAAAAGAUUAGUGGAAAUAAGAAAACAUGGAUACCAAGAUGAUAACGAAGACGACGAGUAA
This is a messenger RNA of Lodderomyces oxycetoniae, 3141 nucleotides long. It is a transcript of the gene SLA2, whose product is annotated as Sla2p. Gene Ontology annotation, molecular function: actin filament binding; phosphatidylinositol-3,4-bisphosphate binding; clathrin-cargo adaptor activity. Bases 1 to 3141 code for a protein of 1046 amino acids. Gene Ontology annotation, cellular component: clathrin-coated vesicle; actin cortical patch. Lineage: Eukaryota; Fungi; Ascomycota; Pichiomycetes; Serinales; Debaryomycetaceae. The transcript has a single exon. Gene Ontology annotation, biological process: actin filament organization; endocytosis; clathrin coat assembly. The record is from RefSeq and is a predicted model, not a curated record.